Molecule: messenger RNA, 956 nt
Organism: Ixodes scapularis (black-legged tick)
Lineage: Eukaryota; Metazoa; Arthropoda; Arachnida; Ixodida; Ixodidae
Exons: 6
Coding region: 69-683 (204 amino acids)
Source: RefSeq, a predicted model, not a curated record
AAGCUUCCGAAGCUUUGUUGCGGUUUGGUGUGUCUUUUAUUUUUACGUAGAACUCAUAUCGAUCCGAUAUGCCGCGUCCGAGAAUGGAUUUUGCGACUAAUAAGUGGCGAGGCACCACGCGAGCAAGAAUGAACAGCCCUGGAGGUUAUGGGCACUGCUCAAUUGGCUCAUUCCUCGGUGCUUCUCGAAGGUACGCGUCACGUCUGUUUGGUUGGACAGCCACCAAGUUGACUUGGAUGUCAGCGCCUGUUGUCAUCAGAACCUGGUUCUUGUGCUGCCACAUCAUUUUUGGUGGUGGCGCUGUCGUCACCUCCCAACGCUUGCGCUCCCCGAGUUCCCAUUCAAGAUGGUGCUGCCACGGACUUUGGCUCGUGGGGGUGCCGUCGCUACUGACAAAGCCUGUGCUCCCCGUCGUCCCUGUUGAAAUGGUGGCUGGGACUUGGAGAGGGUUCGCUGCCACAGCCGGAUCCAGUGUUACAUUCCUGUGGCUUUUUGGUUGUUUCCCAAUUAUUGAAGGGAGUUGCAGGCUUAUCAUGGGCGACACAGUGCUUUGCUCGCACCUUCACGGAGUACAGCAAUGUGGGGAAGCAAGUCGAGGACAGCCUCUCUCGAUUUCUGUCCCGGGGGCGCUAUGCUCUUCCAGGACCAAGCAAGAAACACAGUGCAGAGAGGCAAGGAGGUAAAAUAAAGGGAGUAAAGCAAAAGGAACAGGGUAUGUGUUCCUAGUAGUCAUGCCGGCCACCUUGAGUGGCAGUGUUUGGGCAUAAGAACCAAGAAGGAAAUUCAUGAAGCCUGUAAUUCUAACACAUAUAUACUUUUGGACGUUCGAUAGGACCGGUUUCCGUGAACAUAACAGCCGAGAAAACAUGUGAGCAAGGUUCUUCUGUGCAUAUUUUUGAAUGUGCUGCAAGAAUAUUUCUGGUUAUAUGCCCACUUAAUUUAUAAUGUUUUUCUUC